Messenger RNA from Aspergillus chevalieri, 555 nucleotides. RefSeq lists its product as uncharacterized. Lineage: Eukaryota; Fungi; Ascomycota; Eurotiomycetes; Eurotiales; Aspergillaceae. The coding region runs from base 1 to 555 and encodes 184 amino acids. The record is from RefSeq and is a predicted model, not a curated record. The transcript is spliced from 2 exons.
AUGCAUCUACCUGUCUUUUUUCUUUUGACCAUCUACGGUGUUCUGGGCUCCGCUACUUCUGCAUUCGCACCCAGCCAUGUGAAGCGUGGUGCACAGCAAAAUGCGACGCUAUACGCCUACGGAGCAAAUACGCCUCAGUGGCCCAUCGCCUAUGGACAGACCGAUGGUCUCCUCUACAUCACGCAGACCCCGGACGACAACAACAACAACCUUCUUCCCAUGUCGUGGAACCUGCCGGCCAUUACAGAUGACAAUUGGAUAGUCAACGCGACCUUCGAGAAUGGUACCUCGGCCGGCUCUCUCUUCAUCAAACCCGAGGAUAAUUAUUGCGUUGGUGUCUUGCCAAUCACCCGUAUUUCCCGUAUCAACGGGACUGUGUCCGGCUUCGCUCUCUUUGCCUCACAACUUGUCUACAACAACAACACCCAGCUCCAAGCACAAUUCUGGGCAAAAGAGACGGAUACGAAUGGCACUUACGCACUGACAUGGAAUCCUGGGUGGAACAUGCAGAAUGGGAGCUUCCCAGUUGUGGUUAAGGCCUCCGAAAGCUCUUGA